AUGGCAGAUUGUAGUGGUGGCCUGCUAGCUGUUGGAAUAAAUGUAGAUAUACAAAGGACCGAUGGUCGGGUGCAUUCAGCCAUUGUGAGUGGCAUUAAUACCACCUCAAAAAGCGUAACGGUAGAGUGGUAUGAGAAAGGAGAAGCCAAAGGAAAAGAGAUAGAGUUCGAAGCUAUCUUUCAGUUGAAUCCAAAUUUAAAAUAUACAGGUCCUCUCACAGAUGAUGUUUGUGGGACUGGCGAUAACAGUCGUAGUCAUUCAGCUAAAGAAAUUCCUGCUCCCUCACAUCGUCCUGCUUCGAAUCAAGCUAAUGAAAUCCACCGGAAUUCAACACCCUUAUCAUAUCCACUACAGCCUUCCUCUGUUCCUGCUGCUGCUGCUGCUCCCGCUGCUACUACCACUACUUCUACUACUACUAGUACCAAUACUACAGUUUCUUCUAAUGUACCGCCUAAAGUCAAUUGUACACAAGUAGACUAUUCCUCGUCGUCUAAUAAUCAAUCACGCUUAAUCCCUCCGUCAACUCGUCUCACUGUAGGAUCCUCUCGUCUGCCAGUUAGUCAUACUGCUAAACGUUCUACAACAAUGGGAGCUUAUGAUGAUCGUCCAACGCAUUCCUUUCGUCCUCAAGCAUCUAUGGAUACAAAUCAAACGUAUAAUGAAGCAUUCCGUCAUAAUACUGCUGCUGGACAUCAUCAACAACAACAACAGCAACGCCCAAUCACUGGAGAACCUAUGGAUGAAGACUUGGUGGAACCAUCUGAACCUACUGUUGUUGUUCGUACAUUAGUUGAUCAAGAUAAUUAUCAGCACUUUUCAAAUAUCCCUCGUGAAACAGAAAGCAGCAUACUGUUAGGUGAAUGGAUGGAUGAAGAGAAUGGUGAUGCAAGUGAAGAUAAUAUUGUUCCAAUCAUAAGUAAUGGAAAUCGUGCUAUCGCUGGUGGUCGUGCACCUUCCAAUAUAGGCGUAUCUAAUGUAAAUAAUACACUGGCUGUAAACAAUACAAUAAUAAAUAAUACUAAUAUCACUGGAGCAACAACUGGGGCAGCAGUAGCAGGUACCGGUGGAAGCGGGACUUUACGCAAGUCGAAUUGUGUUAAAGAAAUUGAACGCAUACAACAAAGACGUGAAGAACGACGUGCUGCACAAAAAGCAGUUCGUGAUCAAAUCGACUUAGAUCCUAGUAAUCCAAGCUAUGAAUUUCAUAUGAUGAUUCAUGAAUACAGAAACACAUUGGAUUAUCGACCGUUAACAAAUACAGAUCCGAUAGAAGAUCAUCAAAUAUGCGUUUGUGUACGGAAACGUCCUAUGAAUAAAAAGGAACUUAGUCGACGUGAAAUUGAUGUGAUAACUGUACCGAAUAAACAGCAUGUUCUUGUACAUGAACCAAAAACUAAAGUUGAUUUAACUAAGUAUUUAGAAAAUCAACAAUUUCGUUUCGAUUAUGCAUUUGAUGAUACAUCAGAUAAUGAACUUGUUUAUCGAUAUACUGCUAAACCUUUAGUAGAAUGUAUAUUCCAACGUGGUAUGGCAACAUGUUUUGCUUAUGGUCAGACUGGCUCAGGUAAAACGCAUACUAUGGGUGGGGAAUUUCAUGCCCGUGGUCAACAGAAUUGUUCAAAUGGCAUUUAUGCAUUAGCAGCUGCUGAUGUUUUCAAUUUAAAUGCCACUGUGUAUAAACAUGAAAAUCUUCGAAUUGAGGCUGCAUUUUUCGAAAUUUACAGUGGGAAGGUUUUCGAUCUGUUGAAUAAGAAGGCAAAACUUCGUGUCCUCGAAGAUGCUAAAGGUCAAGUACAAAUAGUUGGUUUACGUGAAGAAGAAGUGAACUCUGUUGAUUGUGUUUUAAAACUAUUACAACAUGGUGCACACAUACGUACUAGUGGACAGACAUCGGCUAAUCAACAUUCCAGUCGUUCACAUGCCGUUUUUCAACUUAUUUUAAAGAAACAAUCCACUGGGAAAAUCCAUGGUAAAUUUUCACUUAUUGAUUUAGCCGGUAAUGAACGUGGUGUGGAUACAAGUAGUUCAGAUAGGCAUACACGAAUGGAAGGUGCUGAAAUUAACAAGAGUCUUUUAGCCUUAAAAGAGUGUAUUCGUGCACUUGGUCGACGUGGUGCUCAUUUACCUUUUCGUGCAAGUAAACUAACUCAGGUAUUACGUGAUUCAUUUAUUGGUGAUCGUUCACGAACCUGUAUGAUUGCUAUGAUAUCACCUGGUAUGUCGAGUUGUGAACAUACACUAAAUACCCUGCGAUAUGCUGAUAGAGUGAAAGAACUCGGCCCAGGUACACUAUCAGCAAGUAAUAGUAAUACUGAUCUCCCAGCUCCGGGUAAUAAUAAUCAAGCCCAAUUGACAGCUCGCAGUUAUUCGUCUACGAGUGGAGUCGGAGGUGCAGGCACAACUAUUCAAGGGAAUUAUCGAAAUCUCGGAGGUGGUGGUGCAUCAAUCACUGUGACAGGGAAAAAUUCAUAUCCUAGUAAUGGAGCAAAUACUGGUGUUAGUGGUGGUGUAAUGAACUGGCAGAAUAAUGCUACACUAACAAAUAAUCAUGGCAGUCUAUCUGCUGGUGGUGAUGACGACCUGGCUAUGCUUCGAUCAGCAAAUGAAGGUGAAGUUCCCGAGGAAGUUUUUCAUUUUCAUGAAGUUAUUGAUCAUAUUGAACGUAUGGAAGAAGAGAUCUGUGACGAUCAUAAAGCUCUUUGUGAUUCGAUGUCUGAUUGGACUAAAGAGCACUAUUCAUUGUUUAAAAUAUCGAAUCAAGUGGAAUUCGAUGUUGAAGACUAUAGUGCCCGUCUAGAAUAUUUACUAGGCAAACAAAUCAAGAUUUUAUCCUCAUUAAGGGAUAAAGUGACAUUAUGGCGCCGUGAUCUACGUCAAGAAGAGGAGUUGAGCACUAAUUUACAACGAAAUCGUAAAUUAUAA
Molecule: messenger RNA, 2922 nt
Organism: Trichobilharzia szidati
Lineage: Eukaryota; Metazoa; Platyhelminthes; Trematoda; Strigeidida; Schistosomatidae
Source: the annotation of a GenBank genome assembly